AUGCGUGUCAUACGGGCGUGCACAGGCGUGAGCAGGUCACCCAAGACGCCUGUGCCCUCGGAGCCAGUCGAGAGCGAGGAGGACCAGGGCACCCACGACACAAGGGCGAGGGGCAGCAGGCACCGGGGGGGGGGCACCAAGAGCGCGGGGGAAGGCGAGGGGCUCAAGCUUACGAAGGACAGCAGAGGCUCUAAGGGCACGACGGACGGACGGGCGUCGUCGUUGGCGGUGGCAGUGAUGGUGGUGGUGGCCGAGGAGGGGGAGGAAAAGGAGGGAGGUCGAGCAGGAGUCGAAGAGUGGUGGCAGAGCGAGCGGCAGUGGAGGAGGAGGUCGUGCAAUGCGUCAAGGAGCGUGGCGGUCACCGCUGAGGCAGCCGUGGAGGAGAGGGGACACGACGGAGCGGCUGCCGCGUAUGGUAAGGAGAAGGAGGGUGCGGCGGAGCUGAAGGAACGAGAGGGCACGGUUGAGGUGAGCGCGCGGCGUACUCGAGUCGUCGAGCCUGCUGGCGUCCGUGGACAAGGGAGAGUGACUGCAGUAGAGGGCGAAGCGGGUGGCCUGCAGCGAGGACACAAGGAAGCGUGCGAGGAGCUGGUGCUUCUCGUGGCGGCGCAGCUGGUCAUGCAGAGCUGCCACUGCGUGCGGCCCUCCUAG
This is a messenger RNA of Phytophthora sojae, 651 nucleotides long. RefSeq lists its product as hypothetical. Bases 1 to 651 code for a protein of 216 amino acids. NCBI's taxonomy places the organism in Eukaryota, Oomycota, Peronosporomycetes, Peronosporales, Peronosporaceae. The transcript has 5 exons. The record is from RefSeq and is a predicted model, not a curated record.